CGGAGUAUACCCAGCAGUUAAUCUCCAACUUUUAACGCGGCACGCAAUGAACUGGAAAAAAAAAUAAUAAAAAAGUAGGUUUUGAUAUUAGAGUGAAUGUCAAUCAAAUAUCUGAUCUGAGACAGCAUAUGCGGGUAGGUACGACUUACGUUCUCGCGUCCUCUUAAUAAUGGGGGAUAACCGGAAAUAUUUACACAAUAACGGUUAAGGCUUAGGUUAGGUCCUUGCAUUGAUAUCAAUGCAUGUUUAAUAUCAAUGACUCAUUAAGAUAUUAAGAUAUUAUCAUGAUUACUUUUGUUAUCUAUUUGGUGUUGAUAAGUGAUAACUGAUCCGAUUGACGGAUGUCGGGUCGAUCUUUGGACAGUCGACAGUCUUAACGUUUUUACUUAUUUAGUUUUCUAGGAACUAGUUUUUGUACUUUUUUAGUUUUCUAGGAACUAGUUUUUGUACUUUUUUUUCCCACGAUAAUGGCGACUACUGAGUCUCCGUGUAAGUUCGGUCGUCAUAGUAAGAGAAACAGCAGCAGUGAGGCUCUGAAAAGAUCACACGACAAUGUACAAAAUGUAAAUAAAAAAUUAAACAAUCAAGUACCUACCUAUGGUAGUGUUAUUAUCAAUAAUAUUAUCUAAGUACUUAUAGAAAAUGUGUCUGAUUUCUGGCUUUUGGAACGGAAAACAAAUUACCUAUAUCAACAAUUUGUUUUCAAAGUUUCAAAAGUUUCAACUUAAACAAUUUUAAAUGGAUACUCUGUCUCUAAAGACUUAAAAUUAAAAUAAUUUUACAAAUUAAAGACUAAGAUUUUGUAUUUUUCCAUUGAAGAAUUUGUUUGAUAUUUAAUUCCUAGUCAAUUUAUUUGUACAUUCAAAUUUAAAAAGAAAUUUAGGAAAAUUUAAAUCACUUUUUAGCACUAAACCAAUUUUCAACACAUGCUUGUUUGAUUAUAAAUAAGAUGUUUGAGUUAAGGCUAUUAAUUUUACUUAUACAAUUUAAUUAAAAGGCUUGUAAAUUGAUCAAUAUUAUAGAUCAUUGUAUACAAAUAUUCAUUUCAGUUAAGAUUGUAAAACAAAUAAUUUGAAAUUCUACUACAAUGAGAAAUUUAAGGAUCUUUCCGAUAGUUUAGUAUAUUUGUUUAUGAAUCUGUCUAGUAAAUGUUGUUAUGUUGUUCGGUUAAAUUAUUUAAAGCAAUGUUUUAAUACCUAGUUUUUAAAUAGUUUAAAGUCUAUUAGAGUUAGAGUACCAUAGAAAUAUUAAAAACACACAUUUGUUUGAUUGAAUCCAGAUCUACAAAUGUUUCAAUAAUGUUUAGUAAUCACAGAAAUAUUUGGUAAUCGAACAGAAAAUGUUUGUUAAUUUUUUAGGAAACCUUGAUAAUUGUUGGGAAUAUCAUAGUAUUCUGGAAUCUAGUGUACUUACACAAUAUGAUUAAAAGUGAUACUAUUUGCUAAUUACCUUUUUUUAUGAAGUUAAACAAUUAAGCAUUUAUCAUCUUUAUCUAUCUCACAGGCAAUACAGAGUGAUUCUUUUUUAUAAACCAGCAAUUGGAAGAUUUUAAGCAAAUUUUAUUUCUGUUUAUUUUUAAUCAUUGUCGAAUCGUUUAACCUUUAUUUUAAAACUAUUUUCAAUUUUUUACCCCUAUUCCAUAUACCUUAUUUAAGUACAUACUUUUUAAUUUUCAAAUAGGAAUGCGCCCUUUUUAAACACAGAUUUGAAUAGAUAAUAUUUUUUUGGAAAUGUUGGUAUGCAUAACACUUAUAUCAGAUUAUAAUACUGUUUAUGAGUUCUAAUUGGUUAAAGUUUAGACUGUAGGAGAGAGAAAGGUAAUAAUUGCAUAUCUAUUUUUGAAUGAAUUCAUAACUGUUCCCUACUCCUUCGAUCUAAACUUUAAACUAUUAUAAUUUAUUAGUUGUAAAUUUGAUACGAGUGUUAUGCAUAUCAAAAUAUCUAGAAAAAUAUUCUCUGUGUUCUAAGGGGAGGGGGGUUCCUAUUUGAAAAACAGAAGUAUAUAAUUAUAAUUUAAGGUGCAUAAAAUAGGGAUGGAAAUUAAAAAUGGUUUAAAAUAAAGUUUUAUCAAUUCCAUAAUGAACAAAAAAACAGAAAUCAAAUUCACUAAAAAUCCUAUGAAAAAAUUGCUGGUUUGUGAUAAAAAAAAAUCACAGUGUAUACAAUAUGUGUACUAUAUUAAUUUCAAUAGUACUUGAGCCUCAUUAGUGUUAUAACCUUGAUAUUUAAUUUUCAAAUGGAAAUAAAAUCUAUUAAAAUGUUUUCAAAUAACUAAUUCUAUAGAUAUUUAGUAAAACUGCUCAUAUUUAUUUUGCCACCAGUAUCAAGUUUAUGCUACUAAUAACAUCUGAUUACUAUUAAAAGUAUGUAAACAUAUUUUUGUUGUACUGCUUAUUAAGUAAUAGACAUACCUGAUAGAUUCAUAUUUGACAUUCACUUUACAUACUAUUGGCAUACUUUAUAAUCUUAAACCUGUUUUAUUUAUCAGUUAUCAUAGACUAUAGUACUAUUAAUUGAUUAUUCAAAAUUUUAAUACUUCUUAUUAUGUUUCAUUAUUUGUUGGCAAAUUAAUUAGUAGGUAUAAUAUAUUUCCACUCAAACAUUUAGUAAAUAGUAAGUAAUAUAACUCAAUUAUAACAAAUAAAUAAAUAUUUAACUAAUGUCCACUUUUUUUUCUUUACUGAUGAAAAUAUUAAACUUUUAACGAGUUGUUUUUCUUUUCUUUUAUAUUAUAGUAGUAGUUAAUCUUAUCUCAAGUACUAUUUACAAUAUUACAUUCUUUAGUAAUACGUUUAAGUAAAAAUAUUUCAAUGAAUUCAGAGGUUUAAACUAAUUCAAGUAAAACAUUUAUAUCUAUAGGAUCUAUUUAUUUUUUUAUGUUUUCAGUUUAAUAUUAAUUGUUAACUUGUUUUAAAGGUUCAAUAUCCAAGUAGUAUUGGUUAGCUGUUUUAUGAGUUUUUAUUUUUACAAUUUACAUUUCUAAUUCAAUUUAUUAAGGAUUAUAUUUUUAUUCAUUUUAUUUAGUAUAUUUAUUAAUAAUAUAUUAUACGCAAUAACUAUAAAUUGGUGCUUAUUAUUAGCUAUGUUUAAAAUAAUUAUUAAGCUGUAUUUAAAACUAAUUUAUGUAUUAUAAAAAUGUGUUUUAUAUAAAUAAAAAUAAUAUUUAAGAUAUUUUAACAUUUGUAUAUAUUUUAUUAAUUUUUGACAUUUGUUUGUUUUUACUAGUUUCUAGUGUUUCUACACAAGUAUCAUGGGCGGAAAAUUUAAAUUUGCUAUAGAUCGAGGAGGUACGUUCACAGAUAUUUAUGCUAGAUGUCCAAAUGGAGAAGUUAGAGUAAUGAAACUUUUGUCUGUUGAUCCAACUAAUUAUUCAGAUGCGCCACGUGAAGGCAUACGGCGUAUAUUAGAAUCUGUAAAAAUAAUAAUAAUACUAAUAAUAAAAAAAUUUAAAUUUCUAAAAAUAGUGCAUACAUUUGUCUAGGAAACUGGGAAAAGUAUGCCACAAAAUGAGCCAAUUGAUAGCAGUUACAUAGAAUGGAUUCGAAUGGGAACAACUGUAGCAACAAAUGCUCUUCUAGAACGUCAAGGUGAACGUAUGGCUCUAUUGAUUACUCGCGGUUUCAAAGAUUUGUUGCAUAUUGGCAACCAAGCUCGUCCAAAAAUAUUUGAUUUGGUAUAUAUUUUAAAAAUUCAAAUAAAAAUAUUUUAUUAAUGUAUAGAUAAUAAUUUGUGCAGGAAAUUGUUACACCAGAUGUUCUUUAUGAAGAAGUUUUAGAAGUAGACUGUCGCGUAAUCAAUUUUAAAUGUGAAAAAUGUGAUAAUUUAAAAUCUAUUUGGAAUAAUAAACUAACUGUAAAAGGUGUUACUGGUGAAGAUAUUCAAAUUUUAAAAGAAAUUGAUGAAGCUGCAUUAAAAAGUGACUUAAUUGUAUUAAAAGCCAAAGGAAUUAAUAGUAUCGCUGUGGCUCUAAUGCAUUCUUACACGUAAAUAUAAUUUAAAAAAUUUGUAAUUUUGAUUUAAAAAUUACAUUUGAUUAUUAUAUUAUACUUGGUGCAAAUAAUUAAUAAUUAUAUUUAUGUUUAGUUAUGUUGAACAUGAGCUUACUGUUGGAAGAAUUGCUAAAGAAGUAGGUUUUGGACAUAUUUCUUUGUCACAUGAAGUUAUGCCUAUGAUCAAAAUUGUGCCCCGUGGAUUUACAGCUUGUGCAGAUGCUUAUUUAACUCCUCAUAUUAAAAAAUAUGUUGAAGUAAAAUUUGAAUAUAUUUCAUAUUUGUACAUAAAUAAUUUUACUAUGGUCUUAAUUUAGGGAUUUGCAUCAGGAUUUAAAAAUAAUUUAAAGGAUGUUAACAUAUUAUUUAUGCAAAGUGAUGGUGGAUUAACACCAAUGAACAGGUACAGACAUAUUUUAGUUGAAUUUGUUUUUCUGUUUUAUACGUAUGCACAGUGUAUAAUAUUAUAAAUAAUUUAUCUCAAAAUCAAUUGUGAACAAAGAAAAACCAGUAGUUUUUCUAUGAUAUGCCCCUGAACAACUUUUCUUCCAGAAAUCUUAUACCAAUCAUCAGUUUUGUGGUGUAAUGGUUAUAAUAAAAGUUCAAGGGGGGGGCGAAUUCAUCUACCCCUUCAAAAAUAAAUUUCCAAAUAAUCUAAAAACCCAUUUUUUUUUUACAUUCUGAGCGAAGAAUCAUUUUCCUUGCAAACCCUGACAAAACUUGAGUAACCCAGAAUAUUUAUAUUAUAGGUAACAUUUUCGAUAAUUUUGGUUUUGUUUUGAUUCACUGCCAAAUAGUAGCUUAAAAUAAUUUCUCAAAAAUUGUAUACAAGAUUCAUCACAGUGGUAUUUUUAAUCUUUUUUUUUUUUUAGUUUUAAUGGUUCAAGAGCUAUUUUAUCUGGUCCAGCAGGUGGUGUAGUUGGUUAUACAGCUACCACUCCUUACAAACCUGUAAUAGGUUUUGACAUGGGUGGUACAUCGACUGAUGUUAGUCGUUAUGAUGGAUCAUUUGAACAUGUUUUUGAAUCAGUCACUGCCGGUGUUACAAUCCAAGCGCCUCAAGUAAAUACAAAAUUAACAUUUAUAUUUCUGAUUAUCUAUUAAAAAAAAAAAAAUGUUUCUUUAGUUAGAUAUUAAUACUGUAGCCGCUGGUGGUGGAAGCCGAUUGUUCUUCAGAUCUGGUUUAUUUGUAGUUGGACCAGAGAGUGCUGGAGCUCAUCCAGGACCAACUUGUUACAGAAAAGGUGGUCCAUUAACUGUUACUGAUGCUAAUCUAAUUCUUGGCAGACUACUACCCGAUUAUUUCCCAUCAAUAUUUGGCCCAACUGAAGAUAUGCCAUUAAAUAAAGAAUCAGCCUUAAAAGAAUUUAAAGCUCUAACUAUUGAAGUAUAUACAAUUAUUAUUUAUCUAUAAUUAUUUUAAAAAUUUUUCACAAUGUUUUUUUUUUUUUGAUAUAGGUGAACAAUUUUUUAAAACAACAAUCUGAGAAUUCAAAUCUAAUGACUGUUGAAGAAGUCGCAAUGGGAUUUAUACGAGUUGCUAAUGAAUCAAUGUGUCGCCCAAUAAGAGCUUUAACUCAGGUAAAUUAUAAUCAGUCUUCACAUUCUAGACAUUUAUUUUUUGUGGUUUUGCUUGCACAUAAUUGUAGUCCCCUCCCCUCUAUACAUUUGUAUUUAAAGUAACUAACUAAAAUGUAAUAUUUAUUUUUAAAUAGGCAAGAGGAUAUGAUACAAGACAGCACACAUUAGCUUGUUUUGGAGGUGCUGGCGGACAACAUGCUUGCGCAAUUGCAUGUUCUUUAGGAAUUAGUCGAGUUGUUGUGCAUAAAUAUGCUGGCAUUCUAUCUGCUUAUGGUAUGGCCUGUGCUGAUGUAGUUCAUGAAGUCCAAGAGCCUUGUGCUUUAACUUAUGAUAUUGGUAAGUAGUUGAUUCACGUAGACAUAAGUAUUUAAGACUUAAUAUUAAUUAUUUGUUUUAUUUUAAAUUAGAGAAUUUCGCGUAUUUAAAUGAGAGAAUCAGUGAGUUAAGCUCUAAAUGUUUUAACGAACUUAAAACACAAGGAUUCUUGGAUAAUCAAUUACACACUGAACCAUUUCUUCAUUUACGUUAUGAUGGAACUGAUUGUGCUAUUAUGUGUUCUGCCAGCAAUGAUUGUGUAGGUGAACCUAGCACUAUUCAUGGAGAUUUCUUGAGCGGGUUCCUUGCAAAGUAAAUACUUUUAUAAUAAUUAAUAGUUAUCCAUUAGAUUAUUCAGCAUUAAAAUGUUCAAAUGUUAUAUUAAAAUAAUACAGAUAUCAAAACGAAUUUGGAUUUAUACUAUCAGGGCGUAAAAUAUAUGUAGAUGAUAUACGUGUACGAGGUAUAGGUAAAACACUAUUAAAUAUUGACAAUGAAGGAAUUGAAAGUUUUGGAACUCCACAAAUCGAAACGGUAGUUGUUUUGAUAUUUGAAAUAUAAAUAUUUCAAUAAAUUCCAUAAAAUUUGUCUUAUGUUUUAGGUAAAAAAAGUGUAUUUUGAAAAUUUGGGCUAUAUAGAUUGUAAUAUUUACUUAUUUAGUAAGUUACAUAAAGGUCAUAUUAUUAAUGGUCCAGCAGUUAUAAUGGAUAAAUUAAGUACAAUAUUAGUUGAACCCAAAUGUACAGCUGCAAUUAGUAAAUCUGGUGAUAUUGGUUAGUAUCUUUUAUUAUUAUAAUUGUGCUUUAUAUUUGUUACUAAUUAUAUGGAUAAUAUUUUAUAGUACAAGUAUUAAAGAUAAAACCUGGGAUUAUUAAUUUACUACUGGUUUUAGUACAAAUAAAACAUAAAAUACUUAAUUUUAUUACAAAUUUUACCUAUAAUUUUAUAUAUGAUUCCUUAAUAUAGUAUCAAAUGCCAAAUUACUAAUUGAAAAAAUGUUUCCUGAGAAAACAAAAAUGCAUUUAAAAAAAAUUAAUAGUAAAACUAAUAACCUCUUCAAUAGGAUGGUCUUUAUUUUUAAAUACUUAAAUUUUUGAUUGGAGUGAAAACUCGUGGCUUCAAUCAGAAGUUUAAAUUGAAAUCCCCAUGCAUUUUAUGAACAGCUCUGCUACCUAAACUAGUUUAGGCAUUUUUAUAAAUGUUUAUUGAAGAAUAAAAAUUGUAUAUACUGCCCUCACAAGCAAAAACUCUGCUAGUCACAAUAGAACAUUUUUUGAGAAAAACAGGUUUUUAUAUUUUUGCACUUUCUAAACUUCAUAAUAACAUCAUAAAACCAUCAUGAUGGUUAUCAUACUUCUACCAUUUUACUUAUCAAAGUACGAUAUGGAUUUUGAUAUGCAAUUUGAUAAAUGUAAUGAAGUAUUCAUAACUAUGAAAGAAUAUAUUUUAAAGUACUUAUCUAACAUUUUUUAUUAUAAAUAUAUUUAUAAUUUAUAAAUUGCCAUAAAUUAUUAUUUUUAUUGUUAUCUUUAUCAAUACAUACAGUAUAUUUAUUAUCUAGUAAAAAUGCUUUUUUUCAACCAUUUACAGCAUUCUGUCAAAACUAAUAUUGCUAAUAGUCAAACAAUAAUUUCAAAUAUACAAUAUAUUGAUCUAAAAGAUCAAAAUUUUACGAUUUUUUGAUGUGUAACUCAUUUUUAAAUUUAUUUCAACUUAAGGUGUUUUUGCAUAAGAGGGCAGUAUUGUUCUUAGGUAAUAUUCAUAUUACUGGUAACUGAUUAUGCAUUAAUAUCAAUACAUACUUUUAGAAAUUGAAGUAAACUGUGAUCAGCUAAGUAACAUUAGUAUUGACCUGGAACCAAUACAAUUGAGUAUUUUUUCUCAUAGAUUCAUGAGUAUUGCUGAACAAAUGGGAAGGUAAAAAUGUUAUUUAUUUUUUAUAUAACAAACCUUGUAUUAUUCAUAAACUUGUUUCCUAUUUUAGAAUACUUCAGAGAACUUCAAUAUCAACUAAUAUCAAAGAACGCUUAGAUUUUUCUUGUGCAUUGUUUGGACCAGAUGGCGGAUUGGUGUCUAAUGCACCUCAUAUUCCUGUACAUUUAGGAGCCAUGCAAGAAGCGGUUCAGUAUCAAGUAAUAAUGUUUAUUAAUUUAUUUAUUAAUUGUUCAAAGUAGAACUAAUCUUCAAAUAUACAUUAUAAUACUAGAUUAGAACAGUUGGUAAUGAGAUCAAAGAAGGGGAUGUGAUUCUUAGCAAUCAUCCAAUAGCAGGUGGUUCUCAUUUGCCAGAUUUGACAGUUAUAACACCAGUGUUUUAUCCGUGUGUACUUUAAAAAAAAAAAAUAUAUUGUUAUUUCAUUAUUUUAUAAUUUUUGUUUUUACUUUCUUUAGUGGCCAAUUAAAACCAGUUUUUUAUGCUGCGAGUCGAGGGCAUCAUGCAGACAUUGGAGGUGUGACACCAGGAUCAAUGCCACCACAUUCUAAAUCACUAUUAGAAGAAGGAGCCCAGUUCAAAAGUUUCUUUUUGGUUCGUGGUGGACACUUCUGUGAAGAAGAAGUCACUGAUGCACUUAUGGCUCCGGCUUCCUUACCUGGGUCAUCUGGUACUAGGAAUUUAAAGGAUAAUUUAUCAGACUUAAAAGCACAAAUUGCAGCUAAUCAAAAAGUAUUUUGAAUGUAUAUAAAAAAAAAGGUUAUCUAAUAUGUUUAACUGUGUAUUUUAUCAAGGGUAUUUAUUUGGUAACUGAACUCAUAAAUUCGUAUGGAUUAGAUGUUGUUCAAGCAUAUAUGGAACACAUACAAAAAAAUGCUGAACUUGCAGUUAGAGAUAUGUUAAAAAACAUUGGUAACACUAAUUUAUUAGUUAGAGGAUUAAAUACAUUGCAAUCAAUUGAUUAUUUGGAUGACGGUUCUACUAUAAAACUUUCUAUUCAAAUAAAUGUUGAAAACGGAGAAGCUCUAUUCGAUUUUAGGUGAUUUAACUUUGAUUUAUUUUUAUGGUUUUUUUCUUUUAUUGAAACUUCUAACUAUCUAGUGGAACCAGUUAUGAAGUUUGGGGAAAUUGUAAUGCUCCUAAAGCUAUUACAUUAUCAGCUUUAAUAUAUUGCUUAAGAAGUAUGAUUGGCUAUGACAUACCAUUAAAUCAAGUACAUAGUUUUAAUUUUUCUUUAUCUUCAAAAAGCAUAAGUACAUAUUUUUUAUUAUUUUAUAGGGCUGUUUAAAACCAAUCAAAGUAAUAAUUCCUUCUGGAACUAUUCUCAAUCCGUCGGAGAAUGCUGCUGUAGUUGGAGGUAAUGUAUUAACUUCACAGCGUAUUGUAGACGUUGUGUUAAAAGCAUUUGAUGCUACUGCUGAUAGUCAAGGUUGCAUGAACAACAUUACAUUUGGCCAAGAGGACUGGGGUUACUAUGAAACUGUAGCUGGUGGUGCAGGCGCUGUAUGUCUGAAAAUAAAAGUAUUUAAUUCUGACUAUUAUAUUUAUAAAAUAUUAUUUACAUUAGGGACCAACCUGGAAUGGUCGUAGUGGAGUUCACACUCAUAUGACAAAUACUCGUAUAACAGAUCCAGAAAUAUUAGAAAAGCGUUAUCCUGUGUUCUUAACUUCAUUUACAUUACGCGAAAAUUCUGGCGGUAAUGGGCAAUUUUGUGGAGGCGACGGAGUUGUGAGAGAAUUACAAUUUAGAUCACCAGUAACUUUAUCAAUACUGACGGAAAGACGAUCUUUUGCCCCUAAUGGAAUCAAAGGUAUAUAUUAUUGUGCACUUAUAAAUAAUAUAAAUAUUGAUAAAAAAAAUAAAAAUCCUUAAUGAAAAUAAUAAAACUAACAAUUGCAAUUACAAACGUGUUAUACAAAAUGCUUGUAAUUUUUAUUACAUAAUAUAAUUGUUAAAAUAACAUAUAUAUAAAUAUAGAAUAAAUUAAAUAUAAUAUUUAAUUUUUUAUGAUUUUAAAAAAAUAUAUCAUUUUUAAAUUCGGAAUAUAGUUAGAAAAAUGUAUUGAUUUUACUAUGAUGUGUUUUUCAUCUAUAAACAACUUUUCUAUAAUAAAUAAUAAUAAUAAUUCUUUAUUUUUGUAAUCAAUAAAGACAAAAUAAGAAAAGGCAUAAGGAUGGAAAUAAAAUUUAAAUUAUUUAAAAUAUUUAGAAAAGUUACAUAGUAAUAUACAUUCAAGAAUAAUUAUUAUUAAGAAUAAUAGAAAUAAUAAGAAAAUACAUGUAUGUGUAUGUUAAUAAUAAACUACAAAGUUUGUACAUUUUAACUAAUAUUACAUUAAACAAUAAUCUAUUUAUAUAUAUAUAUAUAUAUUUUUAAAACUGAAAACUUAGUUGAAUACAGUCAUCAAUUCCAACAUUUAAAGGGUUUAUUUUUCAAAUGUGGUAUUGCAUUUAUACUUGAUUAUAUUAACAUUAUUAUUUAUUACCUUGUGUCUCGUAAUAUAGUUAUGAGAACAUAUAUUAAGCAUAUAUUUAUAAUGAUAGAAAAGAAGUAAGAGAUGUUUUUUUUUUAAAAUUAGAUCUAAUUCUUAAAUUUUAAGAGUACUAUAAAUACUACAAUUAUUAGAUACAAACUUGUAUGAAAUAUAAGCUAUUAAUUUCACUAAUAUGUUUUUUAAAAUAUUAAUGUGGCUAUUAUACCAGGUAUCUUGUUCUAAUCAUCAAAAUCAGGAACAAGAUUUCUAAUUAGAUAUUUUUUUUAGUUGGUGUAUUGGCAAGGUCCUUUUUAAUAUUCCCAGAAAAACUGGGAAAAUUUUUGGUUUUUGGUAUUUUAAAAUUUAUAUUAUUUAUCAUUAAAAACUAAAAGAUAUUUUUCAUUUAAAUGAAAUACUAUUUAUUUUAGGAGGCGAGAAUGGCCAAAAAGGUGAAAAUGUAUUAAUCAAGAGUGAUGGCAGAAAAAUUAGACUCGGUGCUAAAACUGCAGUUGAUAUCAGUCCUGGUGUAAGUAAUGUAUACAAUAUUAUAAAAAAUAAUGUUUUUGUUUUAUUUAUUUGUUUGCACACAACUUGAGUCCAAAAAUCUUUCUCCAAUUAAAAAUUUAAGUAAUUUUGACAUUAGAAAAAUAAUUAAUUUUGUAUACAUUUGUAGGAUACAUUUUUGUUAUUGACUCCUGGUGGUGGUGGAUACGGGUCAUUGUCUAAUGGUGAAAAUACUGUGAAUACUACAAAAAAAUGUAUUAGUGCCUCAACUAUUGAACGAGGAUCGGUUUAUAAUUACCGUAUGCUUCAAGAAUCUGUUUAAAAAUGCUUACAUUGUUACAUGCUUAAUCUGUUUACAAAUAAUUAUUUUUCUGUUAUAUAUUAAUAUAUUUUAUUUAUUUAUAAUCCAUACGGAUAAUGUUCAAUUUGCAAUAUAGUAAUAAUAAUUACAGUAGUAACAUAAUAAUACUUAAACAUUUAAUAAACUUCCCUAUUAAUACGAAUUUGAAUAAACAAUAUGGUAUAAAUUAUAAAUUGCAUAGGAA
This is a messenger RNA of Cinara cedri, 11340 nucleotides long. The record is from the annotation of a GenBank genome assembly. NCBI's taxonomy places the organism in Eukaryota, Metazoa, Arthropoda, Insecta, Hemiptera, Aphididae.